ACUGAUUUUCUAAACAGCAGCCUGAGAAAUUUCUCCGUCAAUUUAUGUGAAAGUUUCACUAAUAGCAGGCUAAGUGAGCUGUCGAGUGACUGGCGGCUUGAGUUAGGGAUGGUGUACGCAGAUCUAUGAUUGCAGGCGGAUAAGAAAACGACAGCAUUUCACAGCGAAGUUGUGGAGAAAAUCAGCAAGUAUCGGCCGGUCUGGAGUCAAAUUGCACGCUCGGAUUUAUAUUCACUCAUUCAGCAACCGUCGCCCAAACCAGCCGUAAACUUUGACAUUUCACUCUCUGGAACUCGAUAUAAAGAACCCAGCAGACGGGAGCUGUGACAUUUUUGUGGUAUUUUCCAGAAAUUCUUCGCUACGAGUACCUAGUGCUCCGCUGGUUGUUAUUACAGCGAAGGUAUCUCUCUACACAGAGGAUGAUUGGAGUUUGCGUUUGAUGACAGAGCUAUAGCUGUCCAUCUGGACCUCACAUGACAGACAUCCUCCUUUCAUUUCAUAUCUAAACAAAUCCAGCAUCAUGUGUUACGUUGUCAUAACGACCAGAUCUAUCAUUUGGACCCUCCUCACCAUAGCAACGGCAGUGGCAAUGAUCGCCUCGGUGAUCACACCAAAGUGGCUGAUUGGGCGACAACAGAAGCUUGGACUGGAGAGUCUGAAGAACGAAACGCCUUACGAAGUCACGACAAAUGAGGAGUACUUCACGCCGACGAUUGGACUGUUUAACCGCUGCACCAAGCUGCAGAAAUAUGGGCGGAUCUACCACGACAACUGUGCGUCUUUUGUCACGGGCUUUGAUAUGCACCCUGAGGAUUUCCCCAACUACUGGAAAGCCUCUCUGGUGUUCUUUGCCGCAGCUGGUGUCAUGUUGAUAUUCACUGUUGUCACGGCAACAUUCAGUCUCUGUGUCCGGUCCAUGUGUGGGAAAAGUAUUUUUACAGUGUCAGGCUUGAUACAAAGUAUAGCUGGGCUACUCUGCAUCCUGGCGUUGUUGUUGUACCCUGCUGGGUGGGGAUCGGACAGGCUGCAGCAUCUGUGUGGACCCAAGGCCUCGGCGUAUGGCAUUGAUCAGUGCAGUUUAGGCUGGGCCUUCUACCUUUGCAUUGUGGGUACUUUGAUGGUCUUCCUCUGCGCUGUUCUCUCCAUACAAGCUGAAAGUUCGACGUCCUCCCAGAAAGUCGAGGAGGAAAUACUUGAGGGCAAAAAUCUCAUCUGUGUCGUCUAAACAAUGAAGAGCUGGCAAAAAUCUCAUCUGUGUCAUCUAAAUACUGAAGAGCCAGCAAAUCUUGAUCAAAGCCUGAAGUUCUCAGAAACUUUGAUUUUCAGCAGAAACUUUGAUUUUCAGCAGCUACAUCUUAGUGAUGAAUAUCAAUCAGAUGUUAUGAUAAUAUUCAGACUUGUUACAUAUGUUAUUACAAAAUGUUUAUCUCAUGAUCUGUUUCGAAGAUGACAUUUUCCCCCUUGCACUUUGACCUUUGACCUCAUUCUCAUACUGAUUUGUAAAUGUCUGUACUGUCUGUUUCUUCACAUACAUCAGGUUUGUCAGUGUCCAUGUGACUGUUAUAGGUGAUGUAUACUGGAACACUUGAGAUAAUCUUCUACAGAUUACAUGUGGAAUGGUGAUUUGCCUUAGGGCCGUCCAAAACUGCUCUGCCGUCAGGUUUGUCCGUGCGCAUGUGGCCGUUAUAGGUUACCUGCCCUUGUCAAUAUGUU
Molecule: messenger RNA, 1713 nt
Organism: Liolophura sinensis
Lineage: Eukaryota; Metazoa; Mollusca; Polyplacophora; Chitonida; Chitonidae
Product: LHFPL tetraspan subfamily member 2a protein-like
Exons: 4
Coding region: 521-1225 (234 amino acids)
Cellular component (GO): membrane
Source: RefSeq, a predicted model, not a curated record